This is a messenger RNA of Juglans microcarpa x Juglans regia, 1105 nucleotides long. RefSeq names its product ubiquitin-conjugating enzyme E2 27. Gene Ontology annotation, cellular component: nucleus. The coding region runs from base 265 to 849 and encodes 194 amino acids. The transcript has 5 exons. Gene Ontology annotation, molecular function: protein binding; ubiquitin conjugating enzyme activity. Lineage: Eukaryota; Viridiplantae; Streptophyta; Magnoliopsida; Fagales; Juglandaceae. Gene Ontology annotation, biological process: protein polyubiquitination; proteasome-mediated ubiquitin-dependent protein catabolic process. The record is from RefSeq and is a predicted model, not a curated record.
UCUCUCUCCAAAUUCCUUCUCUCUCUCUCCACACGCAUACAAAGACUACUCUUUUUCUCUCUGAUCUCUAAAAAAGCAAACCAAACCAAAAGCAAAAGCAAAGCAUCAACACUGACAGUAGAGCUUACAAAAUACAUUACACGUAGAUAUAUACAUAAAUAUGCAUAUUUCAGGUUUCUCGCUCUGAGUCUGCAGGAUUUGGUGGUUGUUAUUGUGAUUUUGUGUCUGCGCCUGCGUGUUGUUUGGAGGACCGAAACGGAGAAGAUGAUAGACUUCGCUCGAGUUCAAAAAGAGCUUCAAGAAUGCACCAGAGACAUGGAGGCAUCUGGCAUCAGAGUCAGCCCCGAAGGCGACACUCUCGCUCGUCUCAUCGGAACCAUCCCUGGCCCCAUCGGUACCCCCUACGAAGGCGGCACCUUCCAAAUCGAUAUCUCACUCCCAGAUGGGUACCCUUUUGAGCCUCCCAAGAUGCAGUUUGCAACCAAAGUUUGGCACCCUAAUAUCAGCAGUCAAAGUGGAGCAAUUUGCCUGGACAUCUUAAAAGACCAAUGGAGUCCAGCAUUGACUUUGAAGACCGCUCUUCUGUCUGUACAAGCACUACUCUCUGCACCAGAACCUGAUGACCCUCAAGAUGCUGUGGUAGCACAACAGUAUCUUAGAGACUAUCAAACUUUUGUCGGCACAGCUCGCUACUGGACUGAAACUUUUGCCAAAGCAUCAUCUCUGGGAGUUGAAGAAAAGGUGCAAAAACUUGUGGAGAUGGGAUUCACUGAAGCACUCGUGAGAAGUGCUCUGGAAGCAGUUGGUGGUGAUGAAAACUUAGCUCUUGAAAAGCUUUGCUCUGGCUAGAGUGUGCACUAGCUGUUAACUUUUCUGCUAAGAAGUGAGAGCUUUCAGACCAUCCCCCAUGAGAGGUGGAAAUUAUACAGACAGUUCUUUAAGUUGGAAUAGCUUAAGCUUUUAGUCUUUAAUUAAUUUCUCGUGCAUUCCUUUUUUUUUUUUUGAAUGACAUCAUUUCUUAUGAUGUAACUGAAUUGAUAUUACUAUGACCAUAUUGGCAAGCAACUUCUGCCAUGAGGUUGGAAUCUGAAGUUGCCCCAAACUA